AUGCCGCGCCCGCGGCUGAGGGGAAGAGGCGGGGAGGCCGCGGGUUUCGCUUCCGGGCCGGCAUUUUCCCUGCGACCGAGGCGGAAAAUGGCGGCCGGCCCGGCGCCGCCGCUGUUGCCGCCGCCGCCGGGGGAUGGGGAGGAGGCGGCCGCCGCCAGCGCCCGGCGGGACCCGCGGGUGCGGUGCUGCUCGGGGCGCGGCCUGAGCGAGGUGAUGGCGCUCUGCGCGCCCUUCGUGCGGGCCCUGGCCCAGGGGCAGCCGGGCGGGUCCCCCGCCGCCGAAGACGUGCUGUGGAUCUUCGAAACGGCGGUGCGGGAGAACGUUACCAUUAAUGGGCAGCCCUGGGAGGAGACUUUGGGUGACUCCCAGCUGCAGAGCGGUUCCAGCCUUAAAGUUCUUGAAGAUCGAUUUGAUGAACUAAUAGUAGAGACAACAACAAAGCGUAAGCAGUGGCCUAAAAAGAUACUGAUGCAUGCUAUCCAGACUAUGAAAGCAGAGCAAGAGAUGUUGAAGCUGUACCAGCCUGUCAUAACACCAGAAGAGAUAAAGUCACAGCCUUCUCAAGAUGCUUACAUCACAGAUCUGAAGCAGGUGGCAGAAACAGCGUCCAGACAGAUCAGUGGAGCAAUGAAGUCUCUCCCAGCACUAAUAGAAAGAGCAGAAGGUUUUUCCCAAGCAUUAACUUGGCAGCCAACCUUGGAACUCUGCAAGCUGCGGCAAGAAGUCUUUGCUGGUUGCAAGGCGAAGGAGGAAAAUAAUGUCCAAGAUUUCAUAUCACCAGGAGAAGUCACACCAACAGACGCUGAUAUCAGUAAAAUUCCUUAUGUUUUGCUAAAAAGAAAAAAAGCUGCAGAUUCACCAGAAAGAAGACGCUACCCACUUCGGCGGAGGAAGAUUACUCUCUACACAUGAAUCAGAUUGGAUUCUCAGUUGUACUCUUGUUCAGUGUGCUCAGUCUUUUUUCUUAAAACUUGGUCUCCCUGUAAUUCAGUGCUAUACAUGGGAGCUUCCUUAAUUAUUUAGUCUUCAAUCCUUUUAAAUAUUUCUAUUUUUACUGUAACUGAUGGUCUAUGAAGGCCUACACAUACCAGUAGCAUCCAAUACCCAGCCAUUGUAUUUGAAGACUAACUCUCCUUUUUUUCUCUUUUAUUACAGCAUUUAGCUGGAGUCCCCGUACUUCUCAGAGUUUGUGCACAUGCUUUAUGUAUGUGGGCAGUCUUUUAGUAAACCACUAAGUGCUCAUUUACAUUAAGCAUGUCUCUAAAGAGGUUGGAGAAUGGCUAGUUCUCCUAACGCACCUUAGUUUAUUACAGAAUCAGGUGGCUAUUUUUUUAAUAAGUAAGUUAAAAGUAAAGUCACACUGGAGCAUAUUGAAAACACCAGAUUUGAUAUGAUGUUAGUUUUUAGAAAAUCCACAUGCGAAUGUGACAUUGGUCCCUACAAUUCCACCUUUCCUGAAUUUAGGUCAGAAAUUAGGCUUAUUUUUAGCCGUGUUUGUUUAAACUUGGAUUUUUAGUAGUUGUAUAUAUUUACUUGCAGUGUAGUCUUCUGAACAAGGAUUCAACCACUCACAUCUUACCAUCUGAUAUUUCAUUUCAUAUAAGCCAAUUAUG
This is a messenger RNA of Tyto alba (common barn owl), 1613 nucleotides long. RefSeq names its product NSL1 component of MIS12 kinetochore complex (gene NSL1). NCBI's taxonomy places the organism in Eukaryota, Metazoa, Chordata, Aves, Strigiformes, Tytonidae. Gene Ontology annotation, cellular component: MIS12/MIND type complex; kinetochore. The transcript has 6 exons. Gene Ontology annotation, biological process: mitotic sister chromatid segregation. Bases 1 to 912 code for a protein of 303 amino acids. The record is from RefSeq and is a predicted model, not a curated record.